GUUUAAAACACUUCCUGUUGCAUCACCGAGAAAAAAACGAAAGCUGCCUCUCUGAGCAGUCUACGAGCCUCUCCCAGUUAUGGCGCAGCAACAUUUUACAGCACAGCGCUCUCCUUUGUCUGUAAAGAAGCCAUUUUGAGACAAGAGAACAGCAGAGAAACCAUUGAGCAAGUUCAGCCUACAUACCACCAAAACAGGUGUUUUUGGACAAGGAGACGCUAUCCCACCCCUUAUUAAUGCCAUUAUUAGAGGAUCCGAAGAUGGAGCUGAAAACGUUCCUCCUGUCCCUGCGUUUAGGCCUGUUAACUGCAUUUCACCCAAGUGCUGAGGUAAAUAUUUUCACCAUAAGAGUUUUCACCCCAUCUGUUUACUCAUAAGAUUAUUAUUUUUCAACCGUUUUUAAAAAGGUAAAAAAAGAGGCUACCUGACUGGGCUUGUUAAUACAUUUAAAUAUACCCUUGAUGCAAGGUCAAGCCGACGAUUACACUUUGGACGCAUUUGCUUCUUAAAUGGCAAUUGGACAGCACACACCUAAUCAUGCUUGACUUGUCUCCACAGCUGAUGGAAGGGUGCAACACACAUAAAGUCAACAGGGUUUUAAGCGUUGCUGUCGUGAGUGAAGUGUUUAAAGUCAUUAAUCAAAGAAAAUAAGUUAACAAUCAAAUGUGAAGGCAGCACAAUAAACUGUUUUGCAACAGGCCAUUAGUUAUAAAUGGCCUGCUCUGCCAUAUGAGGAGCAAUAUAUAAACUGGACUGUAUGCUGUAUUAUCUAUAUGUCAGCAUGCCAGUGAACAUAUUAAAAAACAUUGUAUAAUAAAAAUGCCAACAUUUAUGUGAGUAAAUUGAUAGCUCAAUUGAUACAUUGACAGAAAUACUUUUGAUAACAGAAAAAGCAUGCCUCACAUUUUACAUUAGCCUUCUUUUAAAUUUUGAUAUAAAAAAAUUGAACUUACUUAUUGCUAAGCAUAUCCUACACAAGGCCAUUAGUGCAAUGCCAGACACAUGAUCACUUUAGUUCUGUGUUUUCACACUAAGUUAACAUCUCCAAAUAUCAUACAGCUGUUUAUUCACAACAUUUGGUUUCUUUUCACAUAAGAAAUAUAAAUAGUAUUAUAUGGGUGUGCCAUGACCUAGUUAAGACAAAGAUGGAUUCCAGGCAGAGGAAAAAAGGCUCAAGAUGUCACAGGGUAUUACAUCCAGUACAUAAUCUUCCUUCUUCUCAAUCCUUUAAAAGGAGGUAUCAUAGUUUUAUCAUAGUCCAUGAGAGAUGAGGAAAUCAAGUGUAAGAUCCCUUUGGAACAAAGGAAACCCAUAUAGGCCAUUGAGUCCUGUUUUAGGAAAAUGGCUGCCGAUAGCGCUCGGCCCCCUCUCUCUGCUCUCUGUUGAAGGACUCCUGAGCCGUGCCUCUAAUAGCAGACAGCUCGCCUGCUGCUGUGCUCUGAUUGGCCCGCAAGAGCUGCCGCUGUUAACCAGCCAAUUGCCCGAUCACUGCAAAAUCCCAAGCAAUGUCAAACAAAAUCCACUUUUGUCGAUAAUAUAAGGCCCGCAAAUGUAAUUAAAAAAUAAAAAGUUGUUCUGAUAAUGCAAAUAUAAGCUCCACGGGUGUUUAAGACUUGUUUCAAAGCCGUAACAUACCACAACGGGUUGGCACUAGUUUGAUGGUCUGGAUUACAAACAUCGACAGAACGUUACAAACCGCCGCAUUCUAACGAUUAUAAACGACCGCCUCUCAACAACUUCAACAUUUUAUAGGCCUAAAUCGAGUUAUGUGUAAAACAUCUCACUCUAGCAGUCAUUCACCAUCUCUACAUCCGCGGAGUCCCCGUGUGUUUGUUUUCCUUAACAAAUAUAGUCCGAUAUGAUUGAAUUUCUCCACGACUUCCCCAAAACCUGCGACCAAAUCCUUUUUAUUGGCCCUUUAGUGUCAGUUGAAAAGAUAUUGCUCCUGUGUCUAUCUUGUGUUUGCCAUUUGGGUAAAUACAGUCAGCAGAUUCCACACAAAAUGAUUUAGAGGUUUAGAGACACACGAUAGUUACAGGGCACAUACUACUAUACAUGCAUGCGAACGUUUUUGACUGUGACUUUAUAAAAUAUCUGGGGUUUUUUUCGAUUUCAAUAACAUUAAAAAAUAACCCGUGAAAAUACAAAAUAAAACUCUGACGAAAGUGCGGCUAGCAUCAGCGGUGGGCAAGCCUAGCGGUGUAUUGUGGGAGAGACAGAAGCUACAGACCAGAGGCACACAAUAUGUGUUGGCUCUCGCCGAAAAGGAGGCAGUAUUCUUCAAGCUAAAUCAUGUAAUGUAAGCGGCGAAAGGAAAGAGGUUUCGUCUUUUCAUCAAUUAAAGAACAAUCUCUCGACCGGAGGAACCAUGUCCAAACCAGGGGAGAAAUACAGAUUGAACGAAGACCAUGGCAGAAAGCAGAGUUCAAGUUUGGCGAACGGCAUGGACAGUCAUCCCGGCUGCGGCUCGGCGGAGAAGCGGAGCCACCACUGGAGAAGUUACAAGUUGAUCAUCGACCCGGCGCUGAAGAAGGGAUCCCACAAACUGUAUCGCUACGAUGGGCAGACUUUCAACAUGAACAACCCCGGGAUGCCACCGGUGGACAUGGUCCGAGACCCGAGGAUCGGUCGUCUCUGGACUAAAUACAAAGAGACCGACCUCCCGGUGCCGACAUUUAAGAUCGAUGAGUGUUAUAUCGGCCCUGUGCCUCCGAAGGAGGUGACAUUCGCCAGGCUGAACGACAACAUCAGGGAAGGAUUUCUUACCGACAUGUGCAAAAAAUUUGGAGAAAUCGAGCAGGUCGAGAUCUUGUACAAUCCGAAGAAUAAGAAGCACCUGGGGAUUGCUAAAGUUGUUUUUGAGAACGUGAAAUCCGCCAAAGUGGCGGUUCAGUCGCUUCACAAGACGUCUGUUAUGGGAAACUUCAUCCACGUGGAGCUGGACCCGAAAGGUGAGAAUCGCCUCAGGUACUUCCAGCUCCUGAUGAAUGGCAGCUACACCCCACAGACCCUGCCUGUUGGAGGAGAGGAGGCCAGAGAAGUCUCCCCUCGCAUCCUGGCAGAAGCCUUACUGGCCUGCGAGCCCAUCCGCAGGUUGUCGGAGAGCAGCGUGUCUGCUGUUAGGGAAGGGUUGCCACCCAGCAGCUCCACCACUCCUCUGUCCCAGGAGACGGGAUACUCCAGCCUUAGGCAGGACACUCCCCAGUCCCAGGGAACCCCUCACACCCCACGCCAGACUGGCACGCCAUUCUCUCAAGACUCCAAUUUCUCCAGUCGGCAGUCCACUCCGGCGUACCAGUCAAGCCGCGCCGAGAGCUCCGGAGGUUACAAAUCUCGCAGACACGAGAGUAAGUUCCAGGAUGCGUACAACCGCAGACCGGAGAGGCCUAAGUACCGGAGCAACAUGUACCGGAGUACGACGUCGGAUCAUGCUCCCUUCAAACAGCAUCAACUCACCCCACCUGAACCUCCACCCUCAACCCCUUCCUUCACCUACACAGCGCCUCCCCCUGCUACGCCCAACUUCACGUCUGCCUUUUCGCCUUAUCAGGCUCCUUUGCCCCCUGCGUUCCCCCCGUCAGAGCCUGCUUUCCAUCACCCAGCCCAAAGGGAAGGGGAGUACCUCCGACCACCGCAGCCACCUCUCGCAGCUGCCACUGACUUUUUGCCUGCCAAGGAGAGGCCAGAAACUCCUCCAAUCCCAGAGCCUCCGCCGGAGCCUGUUCCCCACCCGACCACCCCUCCUCCUCAAACACCAGAGCACUGCCCCUCACCUGGCUCCCCCACGCUUGACCUAGAGCGCAAUAGCCUGGAUUCUCGCAUUGAGAUGCUCCUCAAGGAGAAAAGGACAAAACUGCCGUUCCUGGAGGAGCGAGACUCGGACACUGAGGUGCGGAUGGAGGGAAGUCCCAUCUCCUCCUCGUCCUCUCAGCUAUCCCCAAUUCCCCCUUACACGAGCGGCUCCCAAGGGGGCCAGCAAAACUCCCGUCCCUGUAGCACAGGCCUGGAGGAUAUCAGCCCGACCCCACUGCCAGACUCGGAAGAUGAAGAGCCAAUUCCAGGAACUGCUUCCCUGAUCAAGAGAAUCAGUUCUCCUGUCCCUGAGAAGAUGAGUAACAGUGACCUCAACGAUAGACAUUUUCGAGGCCACACUCCAACUGAUAAAAUGGAAACGGGUCACCAGUCGUCAGGAGAAGACAUGGAGAUCUCUGAUGAUGAGAUGCCGGGGACACCCAUCGACGGUGCGGAAUGUGGCAAAGGCAUCGUCAUGAACUCUGCAGUGUCAGAAAUGCAGACUAUCUCCCUUCCUCCGCCCGGCUUCCCCCCUCUCCCGCACCAGUCCGGAUACCAACUCUCCCAUCACCACCUGGCCCCUCACUCUGCCGUCCCGGGACACCCUCACCUCACCGGUGUGCCUCACCACAUGCUGCACCCCAUGGGUCCUUUCGCUCACAGCAUGAUGCCGCUAUUGCAGAUGGAUCUGAUGAACUGCCUGCGGUGGGAGCAGUGGAGCACCGUUCCCAUGUCCUUCCAGAUGCAGCAACAGAUGCUGAGUCGCAUGGCUCAGACCCGAGGGCCCUUUCCUUAUCCACACUAUAUGGACAGUGGGGCUACGGGGCCGUACGCUGCGCCCUACGUGCCUCUGUCUAUGGGUGCUACACCUGCUGGCGGUGCAGCUGCAGCGGCAGCAGCAGCAGCAGCGGCAGCAGCAGCAGCGGCGGCACCCGGACAGGAUUGGCAGAAUCCCAGUAUACCAAAGUUUAACCCUACUGUUCCUCCUCCUGGAUAUGAUUCUAAAAAGGAGGAUCCCCACAAAGCCACUGUUGACGGUGUGCUGUUGGUCAUUGUCAAGGAGCUCAAGGCCAUCAUGAAGAGGGACCUCAACCGAAAAAUGGUGGAGGUGGUGGCUUUCAGAGCCUUUGAUGACUGGUGGGAAAAGAAGGAGCACUCGGCAAAGGUAUCAUUGACUCCAGUGAAGGGUGCAGAGGGGAAGGAGGAAGAAAGACCCAAACCCAAAGAGACGAUGGGUUCAAGUCUGCUGGAGAACUGGAACAAGGGCGAGGGACUGGGCUACGAGGGAAUGGGCCUGGGAAUCAGUUUACGAGGGGCCAUCCGCCUGCCCUCCUUCAAGGUGAAGAGGAAAGACCCGCCUGACGCUGCCGGAGCAGGAGACAACAAGCGAGCCCGACCCUCCACUCCAGUGGAUGACGAGCUGGAGGAUGAAGACCGGGAUCGAGACCCAGCCGAGCUCCCCAACGAUGAUUCCAAACUGGACGCCGAUGCUGCAUCAGCGAAGAGAAGGCACUCGAGGCCACUUGAGCUGGACAGCGAGGGAGAGGAGGAGCUGGACACCUCAGGGAAGGAAGAGGAGUCAUUGUCUGACAGGGAGGAGGAGCCUGAGGAAACUCAGGAUGGACUUUUGUCAGGCAAAGAGAGUGGCGAUGAGGAGGGGGAUGAUGAAGACUCUUCCAGUGAGAGCACCUCAGAUUCGUCUGAUGACGAAGCCGAGAGCUCAGCUUCCUCCAAGGCCAGCUCCGACUCCUCAGCAGAAAGUGCAGACUCCUCUGAGUACGAGUUAAGCUCAGAAGAGGAGGAGGAUGAGGAGGAAGAAGGGGAUGAGGCUAUGGUGGCACGAGAUUUGGAGGCUAAAGGCAAAGGGACCUCUUCGUCCUCUUCAGCCUCAUCAACAUCGUCGUCUGAUGAAGAGGAGAAGGCAAAGAACAAGGCACCCAGCUCUCCUUUGGAGCUGCUCUCAGAAGAAAAGGAGGACCGGAGGAGCAGGGAGGAGAUAAGCAGUAAAGUCAAACGCAGACCUCCCAGUCCUGAGGAGGAGGUGACGGAGGACCUGAAGCCGCCAUCACCCAAAGGCCUCCCAGUCAAACAGCGAGACCUUCCCGUAGUGAAGUCUGAACCUCAGGAGCCUGUACCAAACCUUCGGCCCCCGACUCCCACCGGCGCCCUGCCCGACAGCGUCCAGGAGACGAAAGCCAAAGGUAAAGCAGAGCCGGAGGAAGUACGCUGCACCCCCGGUAAAUUAACCCCAUGCCACGUAGAUGCUAACCGACCCCUCCCCAAAUCUGUCUCCGCAUCUUUAAUGCACCUCCCUCUCCCUCCUCACCUGGCAGUAGAAAGUCGUUCCCUCCUCCACCCUCCCCCUGGUCCCCUCCCUGACUUCCCUCAGCGGCCCAGGCUCCCCACAGACGAGGAUCUCCCCCGCACGCCGGGUAGGGACCUCAUGGAGCGUGCCCGAAGUCUGGGCAAGUCCCAGAGCACGGACACGGUGCCCAACACUCCCGGCAGUGACGCCCCUCUGACGGGCAGCAGCCUGUUGCUCAGCUCCCCUCACAUCCCUGGUAGUCCCUUCUCCUACCCUGCACAAUCCCCCGUCCUUAGUGCUGGAGUCCCCCGCACUCCAGGAAGAGAUUUAACCUUCACCCCUGUCUUCCCUGACCCCACAGCACUGACUUUCAAUAGGAAAAUAUCCUCUGAGAGCCUGGACGACAGACCCGUUUUUAAGGAGCCACCUGUCAGCGCCCUGCCUAACCUAUCGGCAGAGCACUCAGCCAGCGUCCCUGAAGAUCUGCCCGCUGGUCUCACUGUGGACAUCCCUGUGCCAUCAGACACUGCAACCUCAAAGAGGAAACCUGGGCGACCAAAAGGCAAAAAGACCGUCUCUGCGGCCGAUGAGUUGUCAAAUGAGUCAGAUUCUCUGCCUCACGACGCAGAUCUAGAAGAUCUAUCCACACAAACGAUCACUGCCCACUCCCCUGGCCUGAAUUUCCGGGAAGAAGAUGUGAAGCCUGAGACAGUCCUGCCUUCCACAGAAAGCUUCUACGAAGAAAAACCACCGAUGGUUGUGAAACCUACGAGAAGGGUGCGACGACGCUGGGAGGAGCUGCUUCUGUUGGGCAGCUUGUCCCCCGUCACCUCGCCUCCCCGGCCGUACUUCAGCCCACGCUCCGAGUUUGAGGAGAUGACCAUCCUGUACGACAUCUGGAAUGAAGGCAUAGAUGAAGAAGACAUACGGCUCCUGCAGAUCACUUACGACAAGAUGCUCCAGCAGGAUAACGGCAACGACUGGCUCAACGACACGCUCUGGGUCAACCAUCCUUCUACCAACGUCCCGAGAAUAAAGAAGAAGAGAAGAGACGACGGCAUGAGGGAUCACAUGACCGGCUGCGCCCGAAGUGAGGGAUACUACAAGAUCGACAAGAAGGACAAGAUCAAGUACCUUCAGAGCACAAAGCUGCAGUAUGAGGAGCCGCCGUUCGACACACAGGGGAUGAGUAUUCCUGCACAGGUUCAUGCCUCUACCAGAGCUGGCUCUGAGCGACGGUCCGAGCAGCGACGCCUGCUGUCCUCGUUCGCAUGUGACAGCGACCUUCUGAAGUUCAACCAGCUGAAGUUCCGUAAAAAGAAGAUACGAUUCUGCCGGUCACACAUCCACGACUGGGGUCUGUUUGCCUUGGAGCCCAUCGCUGCUGAUGAAAUGGUGAUCGAGUACGUGGGACAAAACAUCCGACAGGUGAUUGCGGACAUGCGGGAGAAGCGCUAUGAGGAGGAGGGCAUCGGGAGCAGCUACAUGUUCCGCGUCGACCACGACACCAUCAUAGAUGCUACCAAGUGUGGCAACUUCGCCCGCUUCAUCAACCACAGCUGCAAUCCCAAUUGUUACGCGAAGGUCAUUACUGUGGAAGCUCAAAAGAAGAUUGUGAUCUACUCCAGGCAGGCCAUAAAUGUCAACGAGGAGAUCACCUACGACUAUAAGUUCCCCAUCGAGGACGAGAAGAUCCCCUGUUUGUGUGGGGCAGAGAACUGCAGGGGAACACUGAAUUAACGUCCAUGUGAGGUCAAUCUUCCCCAGGGUGUGAAAGUGCUGUCCUUUAAUUUCAAGGUCCUCAGACUCCGGACAAGGAGGAACUGAAGAGGGAAUGUUUUGCUUUGGAGAAGAAACCUGCAAGUCAUUUGUCUCUUCAGAGAUUAAACUCUAGAUUGUUUACGAUUUAUGGUGCUCUUGAAAUGAAAAACGCAUCGUUUUUUAUGUCAAACUUUCUCAAACACUUGACUUGCUGGUACAGCAUUUUCUCCUCUCUACGUCACACAGUAUUUCAGCAUGACAUCCUUCCACAUCCGGCGCUCGUUUGUACAGUUUUACACAUUUUUUUCCUUCUCAUUUUUCUCACAAGCUUAACAUACACCACACAUGGUACAUGAAAUCAACAGCACAUGUUCAGCUGCUACCUAACACUGUUAAGACGCACAAGCCCACCAGGAAAACUCCUCUUCUGUCUGAGGACGAGGUCGGGCACCUGAGCAGAUGGGAUGACCGCUCCCCAGCUUUCUCGCUCCUACCUCCUCUGCACCAGUUUUUUGGACAAUCCUGCCACAAAAUCUGGAAUAAAUCUGGAAUAUUUGGAUAUCAUGCCUGCCUUUACCAGCCAAUUGUGGAUCAUGCUGCUUCCUAUUAGUUUAUGCAAAAACAAGUCAAAGAUGACAUGCAAAAAUGUAUUAAUGAUAUUCCAGUGUUUUCCAGUUUUAUUUAGGUAGUUCCCCUCUUGUUUGUUCUUCAAGGACACUAUGUGUGUGUGCGCGUGUGUGUGUGAGAAUUUAUCGUGAUAGCUUAAAGUGUGUGAAUGUGAGUGUACGUGCACUGCCCCCUGUAGGUCGCAGAGUAGAAGGCUGCCCAAUCCUGCAGAGCAAAACAAAACUAAUAUUUAAACAAUUCCUGUCAACAUCCACUGGGAAGCGUUUAUAAAAUUCUUCCUAAACUAAGUUUUCAGCGUGUGAAGAAAUAUAAUACGAAAUCAAGUGCCAUAUGAAUGUGUAACCGUCUUUGUUUAACCUGAGCAGGAGGGUGAAGGACAUACAAGUCUUUACCUGGAGCUGUGUUAACGUGCAUGUGCAAAGAAUUGCUGCCUAUUUUUACACCGCCGAGGUGUUAGAUGAUGAUGUUUUACGUGGGAUGACCGUCUCAUUUCGUUGUCCUCUUCAACUACAACACUUAUUUCUCCAGCAGUGUUCAAUGUUUCCUGCGAAACUGAAGUGUUUCUACGACCCAGCAGAGCUCCUGCCGGUACUUUCUUUAUAAGUCAUUAAGAUAAGAAAACUAUUUGUGAAUACACUCAAAGCUUGCACUUCUGCUUAGCAUCCCCUCAGCCAAUCAUUUCCCCCCUCAAGACCAAGUCAAGUCAUUGCUUUUCAUUCGGUUUAUAGAGAUUUUCUUUUUUCACCAGUGAUGUUUAUAUUGUAUAUGAUACUACUUGUACAGAAGAUCUAAAGCUUUUUUUUAUCUACACAGGGGAAACACUUUUAAGAUGCAUCUUUCUCUCUUUUUUUUUUAACAAAAGACUGAGUAUUUAAAAAUAUUUUCAGGGAUCUGUAAAAGGAAUCGGAGGGUUUAAAGAGGCUGUUUAUUUAAAAAAAAAAAGGUCCACUGUGUACAGGAAAAGUUUCCAUCUCCCUUUUUGAAAGAUUGUUUCUUGUGGAAACGUCUUCAUUUUUUUGCUUAUUUGCUUUGUAAUCCUAAAAUGUGUAAAUACUGUUACUGUGAAUACUAUAUAAAUAUAUAUAUAUUUUUGUUCCCCGGGAUUUGCUACUCAACUCAGAUAUCUAUGUAUCAUAUGAGGUGAGCAAUGAGCUGGUAGCAGGAAAUUCAGCUUGUGUCAAGCUUUUUUUUUAUUUUCUGUUUGUAAAUUCUAUGAAAUGUUGUUUGCGGUGUGGAGAAAAAAACAAUAGGUGCAGAAUUGGCAUGGGAAGAGGAUUGAAGCAUCAGCCAGUUUCUCAUGUCUAUUUAUUACACAACAAAUGUAUGAAAAAGGAAAAAUGGAAAUAAAGCAAUUUUGCAUAUA
Molecule: messenger RNA, 9848 nt
Organism: Eleginops maclovinus (Patagonian blennie)
Lineage: Eukaryota; Metazoa; Chordata; Actinopteri; Perciformes; Eleginopidae
Gene: setd1ba
Product: SET domain containing 1B, histone lysine methyltransferase a
Exons: 19
Coding region: 2369-7837 (1822 amino acids)
Cellular component (GO): Set1C/COMPASS complex
Molecular function (GO): protein binding; RNA binding; histone H3K4 methyltransferase activity
Source: RefSeq, a predicted model, not a curated record